Malaclemys terrapin pileata is the source of this 2589-nucleotide messenger RNA. RefSeq names its product Bet1 golgi vesicular membrane trafficking protein like (gene BET1L). Gene Ontology annotation, cellular component: Golgi trans cisterna; SNARE complex. Gene Ontology annotation, biological process: retrograde transport, endosome to Golgi; regulation of retrograde vesicle-mediated transport, Golgi to ER. The transcript has 4 exons. Gene Ontology annotation, molecular function: SNAP receptor activity. Lineage: Eukaryota; Metazoa; Chordata; Testudines; Emydidae. The record is from RefSeq and is a predicted model, not a curated record. Bases 72 to 407 code for a protein of 111 amino acids.
CGCCCCCGCCAACCGGAGCCGCCCGCCAGCGGCCGAAGCCGGAUACGGAGGUACCGAGACAAGACGCGGUCAUGGCGGACUGGGGUCGAGGUCAGAGUCCAAAUGCUGUGGACGAUAUGCUAGAUGUGGAGAAUAAGCGUAUGGCGGACAAUCUAGCCACCAAGGUCACCAGGCUGAAAUCGCUGGCACUGGAUAUUGACAAAGAUGCUGAGGAUCAAAACCGCUAUCUGGAUGGCACGGACUCAGAUUUCAUGAGUGUGACAGGCCUGCUGACGGGGAGUGUGAAGCGUUUCUCCACCAUGACACGCUCGGGAAGGGAUAAUCGCAAACUGCUUUGUUACAUUUCUGCUGGACUGGUGGUUGUCUUUUUCAUCCUCUAUUAUCUGGUCUCAAAAGCACGGACUUGAGUGGGGUCCUCAUGCUGGAAUUUUUAUGGAAAGAAAAACUUUGGUCAUGAUAAACAGAGACUUGCUCAAGGUUAUCCUCAAUCUACCCUUUCAAGAAUAGUUGGGAUAUUCCUGAAGGACCAGAAAACCUCUCUGGACUCCAGGUUACUGUCACUUUUCUAAUCAGUCUUGGAGAGAUUCAUCAAUUAUAUUCAUUUUAUGAAUAUAGUUCAUUUUGAUCUUUUUAAAUGUAUGUAUACCACAACUUGAUCUCCUAGUUGACACUUAGCCUUUGUUUAUUGUCCAUGACCUUUAGCCUUCAUCUAUUGCCUGGCUCAUAACCAUGUCGUGUCCACCUUAAUGACGUGCCAUGUUGUUAAUGUGAAAGUGUCUGACUCAACCCAUAGUAGCAAUGUGCCUGUGCUCCAUUCAUAAAUGAGCAGAGCUGGGGAGGCUGCAUGGUUUAGUCUGAAUAUGGGACUGGGAGGCAGGAGCUGUUGAGUUCUAAUCCAGCUCUGUCAUUGGCUUGCUCUGUGGUCUUGGGAAGUCAGUUAAUCUCAUUUUAUGUUUUGAAAUACAUUAAUACCAACAGCAUCUCACUAGGCUAGAAUUGUUGUAUAACACUCUAAAGAACUGAAUUGUGUGUGGUAGGUACUGAGUUGAGUAGUUACUACUUGUUACAAAAAUCCAUCAGCCAUUCAUGGUAUCACAGCAGGAUUUUACAACCAUGAUAGCUUGGUUUUACCUGCUUGCUUGUCUUAUAGCCGAGGAUGGGGAAAGGCAGUAAAGAGAUGGCUGGUGGCAGUAGCACAAAUAUGGCUCUUGUAACACAUACACACGUGCUCAGUUGCAACUGUAGAAGACAUGCAAGAGUUGAAAAACUGAAGAGGAAAAAUAUUACUUUACAAAAGGCUUGGAAACUAUUGUUUAAAUAAUCUAGAAGGGGAAGUUAUUUGUACAGUUGGUACUAGCAUUCCCAUAAUACAUUUCCACUCCAUAGAUAAAAAUGGAGUUUAGAUCUGUCAUCUUAAGUGGUCUGAUCAGAGGGAUGAUUUAAAAUAGGAGGUAACCUUAGAAUUCCCAAUUCUUUGUCCCCUCCACAGUACAUCACCUGGUAGGUACGCUGCAUGUCACUGGGUGACUGUCUGGAGUACAUACCUGAGCAUGUAUUGUCUAUUGUUUGUGAAGCCAUCACUCCAGAGCUUUCAGCACUUUGAGAUACAGUAUGUACCCUGUUCUGUGAUGAUUCUACAUAAUUCUGUGCAUUAGAAUGCUGUGUGAAUGAAGGAUGUUAAUUAUCUUUCAGCACUACAUCUUUAUUCUGUACUGUAUGUUGGUUAAGAAUGCUCAUUCCAAACCACCCUUCUCUCCCUUUCAUUGACCUUGUUAUGUCCCCUCUCAUUCCAACCCAUGUAUGUUCUCCCAUCUGAAUUAUUUAUAUCUGCCUCCAGUUAUAAUAAACCAUUCUAAGAAUACUGCUAUUGUUUAAAAAAAAUACCCCAAACUCUACACAUUAUUUUAAAAGGCUCUUAUGGUACAAAACGACUCUACCAUAAUUGUUUUCUAGUGUAUAUUAAUUGUUCCAAGGGCUUCUCUGGAUUCUCCUGUAAGAUAGCCAAUCAUCAAGCAAAGCAAUCUCUUAUUCCUCUUGAUGUAGCCACCUCUCUAGGACCAAAGAACAUAUCCUCUAUACAGUUAUUCUCCCCAAACAAACUCAUAUUCCCUAAUCCCUGUAUAUAUUGUCUGACCCUGACAAAUGACACUGUGAGACAGUGAAGAAUUCCUCUCUUACAAGCCACAGAACAUUGAUCCUUCUGCAGAUUUAGAUCCAGUUUUCUUAAUCUGCUUCUUACCUUGAAUAUUGAUUUUCUAAUGUACUAGUUGAUGUACUGUAACUUGUGUCCUUAUCCUGUUCCAAAGGUAGAAUGUGCAAUAGGGAUGGAGAGAGAAGGAUGCAGUGAUGAUCCACUCUGGCUCUUGGCUCAGUUGACUCAGUCCUGUUUGAUUCUUGUCUUUGGUAAGACUUGGCUGUUCUAAGCUCAUUUUACAUGCUUAAAAAAUUUGGGUGGCUCACUUGACUAUUCCGUCUGCUUCCCUCAAGCAAAUCUUUCCUAACCAAAAAACUCCAAAGCACUAAUUCUUGCCAGAGCAAUGAUUUCUUUAUUUUGCUUUUUAUGGUGUGAAUAAACUUGUACUGUCUUAA